Messenger RNA from Etheostoma spectabile (orangethroat darter), 2080 nucleotides. It is a transcript of the gene adka, whose product is annotated as adenosine kinase a. The transcript is spliced from 11 exons. Gene Ontology annotation, biological process: purine nucleobase metabolic process; purine ribonucleoside salvage. Gene Ontology annotation, molecular function: adenosine kinase activity. The coding region runs from base 124 to 1257 and encodes 377 amino acids. The record is from RefSeq and is a predicted model, not a curated record. NCBI's taxonomy places the organism in Eukaryota, Metazoa, Chordata, Actinopteri, Perciformes, Percidae. Gene Ontology annotation, cellular component: cytosol; nucleus.
CACGCACGGCUGCCUGCGAAGCUUUACUGCGGAGAAUAGACGUCCUUUUUUAAUUCUGUUAGCAGCACGAGCACGGCCGCCUUUUUACACUGGUUGAGGUAAUCGCAGCGUGUACUGUCAGCCAUGGCUUCUGAAGAACCAAAAGCAAAGAAACAAAAACUUUCAGAGGAGGAGAAGACAGAGUCUCCGAGCAAAAAGACUCCAGCCAAACUAAGCCCUAAUUCGCUCUUUGGGAUGGGAAAUCCUCUACUGGACAUCUCUGCUGUAGUGGACAAAGACUUCUUAGACAAGUACACUCUGAAACCCAAUGACCAGAUCCUUGCAGAGGACAAGCACAAAGCACUGUUCGUAUUUCCUAUGUUAUUUGAGGAGCUAGUGAAGAAGUUCAAAGUUGAGUACCACGCUGGAGGAGCCACACAGAACUCUAUAAAGAUUGCUCAGUGGAUGAUCCAAGAACCCCAUAAUGUGGGCACGUUCUUUGGCUGCAUUGGCAAAGACAAGUUUGGCGGGAUCCUGAAGCAGAAGUCCGAGGAAGCCCACAUCGAUGCCCGUUACUAUGAGCAAGAUGAAGAACCCACAGGGACAUGUGCUGCUUGCAUCACUGGAGAUAACAGGUCUUUGGUAGCUAACCUAGCUGCUGCUAACUGUUAUAAGAAGGACAAGCAUCUAGACCUGGAAGACAACUGGAAGCUGGUGGAAAAAGCUAAAGUCUACUAUAUUGCUGGUUUCUUCCUGACCGUCUCUUUGGAGUCCAUCCUGAAAGUGGCGAAGCAUGCAUCUGAAAACAACAAGCUGUUUUGCAUGAACCUCUCUGCGCCGUUCAUCUGCCAGUUCUUCAAGGAUAACCUCAUGCAGGUUAUGCCUUACGUUGAUGUGUUGUUCGGCAAUGAGACAGAGGCCGUUGCAUUCGCUGAAGCGCAAGACUUUGAGACCAAGGACAUUGAGGAAAUUGCAAAGAAAGCCCAGGCUUUGCCCAAAGUCAACGCAAAGAGACAGAGGAUUGUAGUAUUGACCCAAGGGAAGGAUGAUACUGUUGUGACCAUGAGUGACAAGAUCGAGACAUUCCCCGUACUGAAGAUUGACCCCAAGGAUAUUGUUGAUACAAAUGGUGCAGGUGAUGCCUUUGUAGGAGGUUUCCUGUCUGAGCUGGUCCAGGAGAAACCACUGGAUCAGUGUGUGAAGGCAGCACACUACGCUGCCAACGUCAUCAUCAGACAAGCGGGUUGCACCUUCCCAGAAAAACCUGACUUCAACUGAGGAUUCCCAGACAAAUUUUCCUUCAGUCUGAAAUCUCAUACUCCAUACAACCUGCCAUACACAACUGCAAAACAUAAUUUCCACUGUUUUCUACAAAUACAACCCUCAAUUCUCAUAGCCACAUUUCUUUCUAAUCAGCCACCCAUCCAUGUUUUUUUUUCAAUUCAUCUGCAGAUAAUUUCCUUCCAAUUGUUAGGUGGGUGCCCCCCCCCUGACAUGUGUGCCUGUCUCUGUUCUCCACUUGGGACCCCCAGAGGAUCAUACGGCCAAGAGCCAAUAGAGAUUUGGCUAUAUAUACCUGGACAUAAAUGACCAUAAAGGAAUUAUGAUACCAUCUCAGGAAGUGAUUUUGCUUUACACAAAGGAUCUAAAUGGGAAGUCUCUUUUUAUAGACAGUUGUUUUUGUUUCUCUAUCUGCCAACAUCUGGCUGCACUGACGCCUAUCAGACUGCUGCAAGCUCUCGCGUUGACAUCUCUAGAGUUUGUUGUUUCUUCCCCUUGGAGAGAGAAUCAAAGCCCAAGAAGUUCAUUUCACAAUGAGAGGACUCAUCAUACUAAAAUAGGACUAAUGCAUAAAAUAUCACAGAGUAAGGUAGGAUUUGGAUACUGCAAUGAAAUGUGCAGUAGUGUUUUUAGACUUUUUUAAAGUUAGUUAUUCCUGAUGUAUUACUUUUUAUUGUGUAGAUUUAAUUUAACAGGCCAGUUAUGAAACCAAAUGUUUUUCUUUUAAAGUGCACAAUUUUUAAAUGUGGCAACGCCUCUGCCCACUUAGUCCUGUGAUGACCGCUUAACUCUGUCAAUUAUAUUCAGAAGUUACCUUCAA